Messenger RNA from Lolium rigidum, 1953 nucleotides. Its product is annotated as kinesin-like protein KIN-10C. Gene Ontology annotation, biological process: microtubule-based movement; mitotic spindle organization. Lineage: Eukaryota; Viridiplantae; Streptophyta; Magnoliopsida; Poales; Poaceae. The record is from RefSeq and is a predicted model, not a curated record. The transcript has 14 exons. Bases 1 to 1953 code for a protein of 650 amino acids. Gene Ontology annotation, molecular function: ATP binding; microtubule binding; microtubule motor activity.
AUGGAGGUCACCGUGCCGCCACAGGUAUUCAAAAUUCAAAGCGAGAGCUCCAAAGCUUCGAGCAGCCCCUGCGCCCUUCGCGCCGCCCUGCUCCACGCGCGCUCACCGUCGUCCUCCCUCCACUGUCCUCCGCGCACCUGCUGCGUCAAUCUCCAUCCGAUGGCGAGCGCCGCAGCUGCCGGCGCCGCCUCCUCUCAGCGGGUGCGUGUCGUGCUGCGGUUGCGCCCGUUCCUCCCGUUGGAGUUGGAGGCCGGCUCGGCGGCGGCGCCGCCCUGCGUCACCGUCAUCGGCGGCCGCCCCGGCAGCGAGGUUACCGUCCAGCUCAAGGACCCGCGCACCAGCCGUAGCAAGUGCUACAAGCUGGACGCCUUCUUCGGCCAUGAGGAUCGGGUCCGCGACAUAUUUGACAAGGAGAUCAGCGCCGUGAUCCCGGGGAUCUUCGAGGGUGUCAACGCGACGGUCUUCGCCUGUGGUGCCACCGGCAGCGGCAAGACCUACACGAUGCAGGGAACGGAGGAUCUACCAGGGCUCAUCCCCUUGGCGGUGUCAACCGUCCUGAAGCUUGGUAUCGGCACAUCGUGCUCCCUGGAGAUCUCCUACUAUGAGGUGUACAUGGGGCGGUGCCAAAGGUCUGGGCGGUGCUUUGACCUGCUUGAGCCCAAGGACACUGAGAUAAUGGCCUUAGAUGAUCAAGAUGGUAACCUUCAGCUAAAGGGCUUGGCUUGGAAGGACUCCUUCUGCCUCCUGCACUUCCAUUCUCUUCUUCUUUCUUCCCGCAUGAGGCUGAGGGAGGCAAGCCUCCGAAUCCCGUCCCCCGUUCCCGUCCCUCGUUCCCACCGUACCGGGAACAUGGCUACUAUGGUGAGUUCCAUGGAAGAAUUUCAGCAAGUCUACUCGAAAGGUGAGCAGCGGAGGAAUGUGUCCCACACGGACCUGAACGACGUCUCGAGUAGGAGCCACGCUGUGCUCUCCAUCAGGGUCAAUAAUGAUGCCGUCACAGGGAAGCUUAACCUCAUUGACCUGGCUGGAAACGAGGACAAGACUUGCAAUGAAGGGAUUCGUUCUUCGCUGUUUGUACUGUCCAAUGUCAUUUCAGCUCUAAAGAAUAACGAGUCACGGAUACCUUAUAGAGAUAGUAAAUUGACCCGCAUACUACAAGAUUCUCUAGGAGGCAAUAGCCGUGCUGUGAUGAUAGCUUGCCUUAAUCCAAUGGAAUACCAUGAGGCACUCCACACAGUAAAUCUGGCUGGUCGUUCAGGCCAUAUCAAACAAACGGCAUCUGCAAGGGUUUUUAGUAGAGUUAAAGUAAUGAACCAAUAUGAUGAGAACAUAAAAAAGAUGCUAUUUGAUUCAGUAGACCAUACUCCAGCAAAAAAUAGAACAAGACUGAGCUCACAAGAUGCAGUGAAGGACUAUACCAUGUUUUAUGCAGUGGUGCCUCCUUCAUCAACUCCAUGCAAAGAGGACAAGUUUGAAUCACCCAUUAGCAAAGCUCUUUCUCCCAUUUCUCCCAACAUGGUGAUUCUCAGACAGCAGACAUAUGAAGAUCUCGAUUGCCCCCCUUCACUGGAGCCCAAAACUCCAAUAGGAGCAUGUAACAUAGCUGGGAUGAUUUCAAGUGCUACACCUCUUGAUAAACUCAAUGCACACGGAUCUGACCUGAUGGAAUCUUACAUUCAACAAUACCUUGAGUUCUUAAAUGUUGCAAGCAAGGAAGACCUACAGGAAGUGAAAGGAAUUGGUGAAAAGAGAGCAGAGUACAUUGUUGAGCUCCGGAAGGAUUCACCUAGACCAUUCAAAUCUCUUUUGGACAUGGAAAAUAUAGGUCUAUCAACAAAACAAAUACAAAGCCUCAUGCUUAAAACAGCCACUGGAAUCUUCGAGCAAUCGCUCGAACGGAGUGUUGGACGACACGCUGGAGAUACCAGCCAGCACCGCCGCAGAAUCAACUAA